CCCCACUGUGCGGCCCGGGUGGUGGUGCGGCCGUCCCUGAGGUGGGGGUGUCAGGCCGGAGAUCGUUGAGGAAGGGCACCAGGAGUGAACGGGGGACGGCCGGAGCUGCCGGUCCCCCUGUGAUGGCGGCUGCGGUCUCUUCAUCUGCCCGACGUGAGGCCCGGCAGAGUGGAGGAGGGGAGGCAGGGCCGGCCCUGUCCAGUGCAGGGUCGGGCUCUAGGCAGCGUUCUGGGGCCAGGUCUGCAGAGGAGAGGAGGCCCGGAGGCAGCAGGGACACGGCUGGCUCACCUUCUCUGAGUGCAGCCCAGCAGCGUACAGCACAGCAGCAGAGCUCCGGGAGUGCAGGGGAGGCCAGAGCUCGGAGAUCUUCUGUCAGCGUCUCUCUGCCUGUGAGGGAAGAUGGGCUGGCUGGAGGUCGGCAGGAUCCAGAGUGCUACAGUGAGAGGGCGCCACCUGGUGGUAGGAGUCGGCAUGGCAGGUCUGGAACUGCAGUUGGGGAAUAUUCUCCUUCUGAUUCUUCCCUUUCUGAUUGUGCUGCAGAUGCUGAAGAGGAGCUGGCGAAUCCGGAAAGGAGGGCGGCCGGUGAGGCGGUCAUUCGUCGGCGGGAGCCUGGAGCGGAUUUGGCGGGACCUUCAACAGCGCUGGAUGACAGGAGUGCGGCCGGCGGUUCCAGGGAGCGGACGCCCAGGCCUGCGGCUGCUGGGGCAUCGGCUUCGGGUCAGCCUGGUCGUGAUCCGUGCUUGGUGUGGAUUUUUGGUCACUCCUAUGUUCGGAGGGGGGCGAUCCGGGCUGCGGUGAGACGGGACGGGAGGCAGCUGGGUUUUUCGAGGGACCUGGCGGUGUUGCGGUGGAUUGGAAUUGGUGGCAUGCUGUGGUGCGGGGUGCUCCCUGAGGUACAGUUCAACGCUUCUUUGGACCGCCACCCGGACAUCUUGGUGGUGCAUGCUGGGGGCAAUGAUUUGGGCCUUCGAUCGUCACGGGAGUUAAUUAGAGACAUUAAGCUUGACAUUCUGAGGCUAAAAUCUACCUUUCCAGGUUUGUUGUUCGUUUGGUCUGACAUGGUGGCUCGGCGGGUGUGGCGGCACGCCAGGUCGGUGGAUCGCUUGAAUAAGGCUCGGGUCAAGCUCAACAAAGAGGUGGGUCGUUUUGUUCGUAGGAAUGGGGGGAUAGUGGUGAGGCACACUGAUCUGGAGUUGGGAAUUCUUGGAUCCUGA
Hyla sarda is the source of this 1214-nucleotide messenger RNA. RefSeq lists its product as uncharacterized. NCBI's taxonomy places the organism in Eukaryota, Metazoa, Chordata, Amphibia, Anura, Hylidae. The record is from RefSeq and is a predicted model, not a curated record. The transcript is spliced from 2 exons. The coding region runs from base 123 to 1214 and encodes 363 amino acids.